Oncorhynchus nerka (sockeye salmon) is the source of this 503-nucleotide messenger RNA. RefSeq names its product P43 5S RNA-binding protein-like. The record is from RefSeq and is a predicted model, not a curated record. NCBI's taxonomy places the organism in Eukaryota, Metazoa, Chordata, Actinopteri, Salmoniformes, Salmonidae. The annotation marks the transcript as partial. The transcript is spliced from 3 exons.
UUUGAAGGAGCGUGGAAUAUCUUCUGGUUUCAAGAGAGCCUGAACAGACACCUGGCUCACCACGACCCAGAUGCCAACCCUGAGAAGCAGAAGUGCAAGCGACCCAAGAAGGACUGGCAGAAGCGUCUGGAAGGCCACCAGCUGCCCCUGAUGGAGGAUGACCUGCGACGCCUCUUCGCAUUGCGCAUGAGGGUGUCACGACGGGCCACGGUGGAGGUUAACCUCUCAGGCCUCUUCAACGAGCGCAAGAUCCCUCACUUUGUGGAAUCGGCGGUCAACCUGUGUGACCUCUUUAGCAUCAAGCCUCAAUCCUCCUUCCCUGCAGAGCGAGGCCCUGUGGAGGUCACACAGCCAGAGGUCACUGUGGUCAAGGGUUUAACUUGUACUCUGAAAGUGCCGUAGUACUAUAUUGAGGUUUAAUUGUAAAUACUAGUGAAGUACCAUUGCUCUUUUAGUUGCACUAAACUGAGAUCUUGAAUGAAUUAAAACAUUUUUUUAUGGUA